Molecule: messenger RNA, 1561 nt
Organism: Zerene cesonia (dogface butterfly)
Lineage: Eukaryota; Metazoa; Arthropoda; Insecta; Lepidoptera; Pieridae
Product: facilitated trehalose transporter Tret1-like
Exons: 9
Coding region: 119-1561 (480 amino acids)
Biological process (GO): transmembrane transport
Cellular component (GO): membrane
Molecular function (GO): transmembrane transporter activity
Source: RefSeq, a predicted model, not a curated record
UGAGCUCCAUUCAAUACACGUACAAAUCGGUUAUAGAAAUGUAAGGAAGUUAUCAAAACAGAUGAUAUUUCGAAAAAAGAAUCAGAUUUUUUUUAUGUACUAACUACACGUGAGAAAUAUGAGAAUGUAUGGAAUAUUCAGAGAAGGGAGUCAAAUCAAUCAAGUAAUAUGCGCAUUAUUCAUAAACCUACCUGUAUUCGCGUACGGAGCGAGUAUAGGAUGGAUGUCCCCAAUGACUCUGCUUUUGCAGUCAGAUAAAUCUCCCAGAGGUACCCCUCUCACGGACCUCGAGGUAUCAUGGAUGGCUGCGGUUGCCUACUUAGUUUGUAUCCCGGGCGACUUUAUUAUGGCAUUCUUGGGAGACCAUAUCGGACGAAAGAGAACUUUAAUGUUGAUUUCUUUUGCUAAUGCUUUAACAUGGAUUGUACUAUUAUCAUCAACGGAAGUAUGGGCUCUUAUAUUAGCCAGGGUUCUGGUUGGGUUCUCAAUGGCAGGGUGUUUUGUCACUUGUCCCAUAUAUACGAAGGAGAUCAGUGACGACAAUAUACGAGGUGCUUUGGGUUCCUUGGUGGUUCUUUUCCAUACAACCGGCAAUUUAUUUUUAUACAUCAUAGGUGAUAUAUUGAGCUAUAACACUAUUCUAUGGAUAUGUCUCAUGAUACCCACCUUCCAUCUUAUUGUGUUCAUGAUGAUGCCAGAAACUCCCUCAUAUUUAAUCAAACGCGGAAAAACUGAGGAAGCUGGUCGAGUUCUAGCUUGGUUACGAGGUAGAAAGGAGACCCAUUCAUCAAUAACAAACGAAAUUCAAUUGCUACAGAAGGAACAGAGAAAUGACGAGGGCAGCAACAAGUUUCUUAUUAAAGCAAUUUUUAAAGACACGACGCUUUUCCACGCGUUCCGUAUAGCAAUGGUACUCAGCUUAGCGCGCGAAGUAUGUGGAGCAAACCCAGUGUUAAAUUUUGCUGGUGGAAUAUUCUCAAUCGCUUCCAAGGAAAACAGUCUUGUUCUCACGCCGAAUCAGCAAGCAAUGCUUCUUGGUGCUAUACAAGUAGCUGGUUCGGCUUUGGCCUCUUGCAUCAUCGAAAGAACUGGAAGAAAGUUUGUACUCUUCACAACAUCACUAAUAUCUGGGUUAAGCAUGUUCGCAUUAGCUUCAUGGUUUCUCGCAACGGAUUAUUCCUUGGUGCUGCCGAACUGGCUUCCCAUAGUGACUCUGUGUUUAUGCAUCUUCUGCGACUCAGCCGGUCUGGCGCCGAUGACACUGGUGAUACUGGGAGAAAUAUUUUCGUUUAAGUACCGUGGCACUGUCAUGGCCGCAACAAUGUCAGCAGCAUCAUUCGCGGACUUCUUACAAUUGCUUUUCUUCAAACCUAUAGCAAAUGCAAUUGGCAUAUACGCAUCGUUCUAUUUCUUUGGCUUUAUCUGUGUCGCGAACGCCGUGUAUGUUCUGUUUUGGGUGCCAGAGACAAAAGCAAGAUGUCUAGACGAUAUUUACAGUGAUUUGAAUAAAGUGAAAUCGAAACGGAAAGAUAAUUCGUCGUGCGCUGAAUACAGAUUGUAA